GCAUGUGAUAUGAACGACUGUGUCUGCCGAUUGGUCCGAGACCCCGCAUACUCGCAUGAAACCUUGCGCCUCGCUCAACGGGACAGUGUCAGUAACAAGAAUAUGGAAGGAGGAUAAGGACCCGGAGUGCGGGCAGAUGGAUUGACGCCGCUUCUGGCAGUGAGGGGCAAUGUUGUUGGUGCAGCUAUGAGCAGCUCUCACAUGUAUAAAUAGGAGGGUUCAACUGCUCGAUGAUGAUACAGGGAAAGGAAGGGAGGAAGAGGAACUGUUCAAACCCAAUUUGAACCCAAUUCGAAACAGGGCCAUCACUUGUGCUCUAUUGAUCUUUUGAUCCUCAGCAUUAUUGUCUCAAGUACACAAACCCCCUUACACAACACGUACAAUGGGCGUCUCCACCGAAGUCCCACAGACUGUCGAGUGGGCGGGGAAGAGGGUCCCCAUCUACCCCAUGGAGACUGUUGACUUCGGACGAGUCCUGUCCCAGGAGCCGGCCGAGCUGGAGAUCAUGCUUCGCUGCUGCCAGGAGCAAGGCUUCUUCUACCUGGACCUGAACGGCCUUGACGGCAGCAGGUUCUUGGAUGAUCAACAGAAGACGCUCGAGCUCAUGCACCGCUACUUUGAGUCCCCAAUGGAGGCCAAGAACGAGUUUGGUCUCAUCACCGCACAUCUCGGGUACGAGCCCGUAGGCUCACGCACAGGCGGCCUUCCCAAUACCAGGGACGGCUAUGAGAUGUUCAAGGUCUCUCGUGACGAGAUCCAGAGAAAGGACCCCAAGUUCCCCCAGAUUCUCCAGAACGACACCGACAAGGGCAUCCUGAAGAACGCCAUCUCCGGCUCCAACAUCGUCACCAAGGCCGUCCUGUCCGGUCUCUCCACUGCCAUGGGCCUUGUCGGCGCCGCUCGCUACGAGAACGCCCACCGCAACGACCGUCCCUCGACCUCCACACUGGCCAUGAUGCACUACGUGCCCGCGGACCCCGUCAAGGACAAAGAGAUCGGCCACCAGAAGCACACCGACAUCAGCUCCCUCACCCUCCUCUUUGCCGAGGAGUGGGGUCUCCAGAUCCGCCCCCCCGGCACCAAGGAGUUCGGCUUCGUCGCGCCCAAGAAGGGCUGCGCCAUCAUCAACGUCGGCGACUCGCUGCGUUUCGCCAGCGGGCACACCAUGAUGUCGUGCAUCCACCGCGUCGUCCCGUUCAACCCCGAGGAGCACCGCUACUCCAUCGCCUACUUCCUCCGCGCGGAGGACGAGACCAUGUUUACCGACAGCGAGGGGAGAUACGUCACCGCCGGCCAGUGGCACGACGAGAAGUUUUUCCUGUUCAGGGCCGCUCCCGACAUCCAGGCUUUGGCACCCCCUUCCAUGCUGUAUGGCGGUAUGAAUGCCGACGAGGAGUGGACUCCCUACGCUCAGCCCGUUGCCAAGGCUCACGCAUCUGAAGUACCAGUCGAUGGGCCGAAGCAAGCGCCUGUUGCGAAGGAGACUUUGAUUGAAGCUCACUAAGCGGCAAACCUCGAAUGGAAGGGAGAACACAGUUUGUUAUUCUUGUAUCUGACGGUUUACUCUGAGACCUGAUUGUGUGCUCUUACAUCGAUGUAAAGCAUAGUCUAUAAAUUGAGAAAUAUUUGUGCCAAGU
Colletotrichum navitas is the source of this 1637-nucleotide messenger RNA. Its product is annotated as 2OG-Fe(II) oxygenase superfamily protein. Lineage: Eukaryota; Fungi; Ascomycota; Sordariomycetes; Glomerellales; Glomerellaceae. Gene Ontology annotation, molecular function: 2-oxoglutarate-dependent dioxygenase activity. The transcript is spliced from 3 exons. The record is from RefSeq and is a predicted model, not a curated record. The coding region runs from base 383 to 1504 and encodes 373 amino acids.